AGACCAUCCCUGUCCAUAUUUGACGACGGCGAUCUCCCUCGUACAUACAACUACUGCGAGAUACACUACAGCAGCGAAAGCGGGAUGCCACGCAAAACAAGAGCAGCGGCCAAGGCGGAGGAGGCCGUUUUGGUUGACACGGACGCGCCCCAGGAGGUGCCCCUGCCACCGACUCCAAAGCAUGAGCGAGAGCGCGAGCCACUUCGCAGCAUUACGCCAAAUAGCGUCGAUAGUAUUGAUAAUGACAGAGCCGGAGCUGAAGAGCCUACAAAGGGGAAGCCGAAGAAGGGGAAGAAGGCCGGCGUGAAAAAGAAGGGGAGGAAGGCGAAAAAUGAAGCAUUGGAAGAGGAGCCUAAGGUAGUCGAGGAGUCGACCCAGGAUUCGAAUGAAGAUACCGAACAGCCGCCCGACAGUGCUGUCGAAGUUGCAGAGGAAACACCUGCUCCUGUCGAAUUACAAGUGGAGGAGCCUGUUGCGAAGCCGGUACUUGACGAGCGUCCAGCGUCCAGCCUGGGACGAUCAACCCGGAUGACGCGACGACAGCAAGCAUUGGCUGAGGCAGAAAAGGAGGUUGCUGAGCCAAAGGCGAUUGCUGGCGAGCUUGUCUUGAGUCCGCCAGAGCCCGAAAGAGUCGACGAGGCUAUGCUGUCACCAGUCCCGACCGUUGCUGAUGAACCGCAACCAAAUGGGUCGCUCUCUCCUCUCUUGCAAGAGCUGCCUGAUCGCACCCGCCCGGAGCCAUUGAGCUUAGUCGCAUCGAAUGCAACCUCAAGAAGAUCGUCGCAAGUGCAGGACCCUAUUGAGGCAAUUGACGCACUCGAGGACGAAAUAGAUGAGGUCACGAAGAUCAUACCAGCACUAGACUCACCUACCUCACCCGUUAAGGUUAAGGCGACGGCCAAGGCAGAGCAGCCAAAGUCCGUUAAGCCAAGUUGUGUCGCAACAGCAAAGUCUGCCGUUGCUCGUACUGCUAAACCUGGUGCGACGAGUCAGUCUGCAGCUGUGGCUCGCAAUCGGUCUCUAGCGGAACCCAAGAGAUCCACCACCACGCUUUCGAGGUCGUCGAGCACGAAAGGGCGCCCCACGUCCGUCAUCAUGGACUCGAAGAACAAGGAUACAACAAAAGAUGAUGCCAAGGAGGGCGAUGCGCCUGACUAUCUCGCCGCAAAGCGUCGCCCCAUUUCAAUUCACUUCCCUACUCCUCCACCUCCGCCAAAAUCUAAGAAGGCGCCGACAACGUCGAACUUUGUUCUGCCAGGCGAAGCAAUUGCCGCGAAACUGAAGGCUCAGCGUGCGGAGCGUCAAAAGCGGGGGGAAGAGGAGGCUGCCAAGAGACGCGAGUUCAAGGCUCGCCCUGUGCCGACGAUCAAGCCGAAGCCUGUGGAGGUAAAGCAAACUGCAGCGAGUCGAGCUCGACUGGGGCUGGAGCCUGAGAAGGAUAACGCAAGUGGACUUAAGCGAAGCGCAACUGUGACCGGCGCGACAUCUUCAACAAGCAAGCGUAAUAGUUCAGUGGCAUCAAAGCGAUCCAGCGUCAUCGGGGCACCGAAACCAUCCACGGCGGCAACAGCGACAACGUCGACCAGCACAGCCCAGAAACGAUCAAGCUUGGUCGCCUCAAAGCCUGUCAUCGGAACAAAGCCACGUCCAACACCCGUUGCCCCCGCGUCUCAUCCCGCCCCUAGGAGUGUCUCGGCAUCUGAAGCUGCAGCCCAGCGUCUGAAGGGGAAAGAGGUCUACAACCGGGACAAAGUCGAAAAGGAGGCGCGGGAGAGGGCGCAGAGGGAAAAGGACGAGGCGAUCAAGAGAGCGAGAGCCGAGGCGGCGGAGCGAGGUCGACAGGCAAGCCGCGAGUGGGCUGAAAAGCAGAAGAGGAUUGCUUUGGAGAAGAAGAUGAAGGAGCAGGCCGCAAGCGGUGGUGUCUCACCUAUCCAGGCCAGCAAUCCAACUGCUGCUGCUUAGGCUCUCGCUAUUGGACUGGCAGGUGUUCUUUUUAUGGCGAGCAAAAGGCGGUGGCAUGUUUGUGUUUGUGCGUGGGCAUAGAUUCUCUCGAGCAGGACUUGUGCCUUUGAUUCGUUAUUCUUGACUUUUGAUCGCGAUAUACCAGGAUGAUGCGUGAUAGCGGGGCGCUUUUGGUAGUCUUUAACAUGAAUUGAUUGUUCUCGACCGAUGCCGUCAAGAUGGAAAAAUCCGAG
Molecule: messenger RNA, 2195 nt
Organism: Verruconis gallopava
Lineage: Eukaryota; Fungi; Ascomycota; Dothideomycetes; Venturiales; Sympoventuriaceae
Exons: 2
Coding region: 85-1962 (625 amino acids)
Source: RefSeq, a predicted model, not a curated record